AUGGACCCCACAGAAGGGCCUGUGCUCUAUCAGAAGCUACUGCUGUGGGAGUCAAGCCUGGAGGUGGAGGAGGAGGAGGAGGAAGAAGAAGAAAGGGAAAUCUCACAGCCACUGGUUCCCAACCCCUGGAGGCCGCAGGACUCUUCUGGGAACAAGCCCAGUGGGCUGCCCGGGGCCUGGGCCCGACUAGCAGCUAGCCUGCUGCUGCUGGCCAUUAGCGGCUCCCUGGCUGUGUGGCAACUCCAAACUAAGGGCGGCUUGACAGGAAACUUGGGCUCUGUGGCCCCUCCUCCCAGCGGACACUCCCACAGCCCAGGCGUAUACCACCACAGCGCCAUCAUCAGCCCUGCAGCCACAUGCUCUGACCUGGGACGAGAGCUGCUUGUUGCUGGGGGUAAUGUCGUGGACGCAGGUGUUGGAGCUGCUCUGUGCCUGGCAGUGGUACAUCCUCAUGCCACAGGGCUAGGUGCCACAUUCUGGGGCCUCUUCCACAAUAGCUCCUCCGGAAAUUCGACUGCCCUGACGUCAGGCCCAGCGCAGACUCUAGCCUCCAACCUGGCAUUACCUGCAGCUCUACCCACCCUGCACUUGAUACAUGCACGCUUCGGCCGCCUGCCCUGGCCACGGCUGCUGGUGGGCCCCAUUGCCCUGGCUCAAAAGGGCUUCCUGGUGGACACAGCCCUGGCAAAGGCUCUGGCAGCUCAGGGCACAGAAGGCCUCUGUCCACUGCUUUGCCAUGCUGACGGGACACCCCUGGGUCCUGGGGCCCGAGCCACCAACCCAAAACUGGCAGCUGUGCUACAGGGGGCAGCACUCACCCCCACCUCAGACCUUGCUGGGGAUGCCCUGCUGAGUCUGCUGGCCAGAGACCUGGGGGUAGAGGCACCCUCCGCUGGGCCCAGGCCCACCUUGGAGCCAGCAAUGAGGCUACCUAUGCCCCAGGGCAUCCUGUUCACCACCCCUAGCCCCUCAGCUGGCCCAGAACUGCUGGCACAGCUGGAGACAACCUUAGUCUCUGGGGCACCUAGCCCUGAUCCCUGCCCACCAUUCCUGCAAACUACCACCACCCCUGCCAGCAGCAUCCUGGCCACCGUGGACAACAGUGGCUCCAUGCUCCUUCUCAUCUCCUCACUCAACAGCUCCUUUGGCUCCGGACACCUGUCUCCAAGCACUGGGGUUCUGCUUAGCAACCUGGUGCCUGGGUCUGCAACUAGCACCUGGGCCUGCCCACUCAUCCUCCAUGGCAGCCCAGAUGACACCGAGGCUGAAGUGUUUGGAUGGGUAGCUUCAGGGACCCCUGAUGUGGCCAGAGCCAUAGCUUGUGCCUUAGUCAGCCAUCUGGCUGGGCCCCAGAGCCAGACCCAGCAAGAACCAACAGAGAGUCCUAAAGCUUGUGGCCAAGGAACCUUGCUCCAGGUGUCAGCCCAUGCAGAGCAUGCCCAUGUCUCCAGUGUCCCCAGUGGCUGCUGCCCCUUCCAGGGAUUCUAA
This is a messenger RNA of Otolemur garnettii (small-eared galago), 1488 nucleotides long. RefSeq names its product gamma-glutamyltransferase 6 (gene GGT6). The record is from RefSeq and is a predicted model, not a curated record. The transcript is spliced from 4 exons. Lineage: Eukaryota; Metazoa; Chordata; Mammalia; Primates; Galagidae. Bases 1 to 1488 code for a protein of 495 amino acids. Gene Ontology annotation, cellular component: extracellular exosome.